UUCCAGUUUAAAUAUAAUUUUCAGUUAUUCGCACUUUUGGUGAAGCUUUAAUGUAGGUAAAAUAACAUGUCGAAUUUUUACGGUAACGUCGAACCACCAGAGACAAACGAAAACGUUUAUGAGGAGUAUAUAAAUCACGCCGGGUCAUCUGUGGCCACGGGACAAGAUAACAGACAGACUAUUAAUAUAGACAAUGCUUGCAAGAAAAAUCCGGAAAGGAAGAAUCGAAAAAUUAGUUGCUGUAACAUCGCCAUAACUACAGUUCUCAUCUUAACGUUUGGACUAGCAGCAUGCGGAAUGAUUUUUGUCGUGCAGAAUAAUAAUAGAGUCCAAAAGAUGAUGAAAGGUAUGUACUCUUCACUUCUAACUUACCUAUUGGUUUGAAAGGAUUUUGUAUUUGUAUCAAAUUCAACUUCUGAAUAUAGAGUGCUAUAAUAUUUUUCAUUUGAACCUGUAGAACUGGAAGUGAAAAUUGAGAAUCUUAUGACCAAAGUAAAGCGCAAUUUGUUAAAUAAGAAUUUUUUUUAGAAUGGCAUUACAAUUAAGAUGAUCAUGUUUACGAUAUUCUAAUUCAAUGGAAUACAGAAGACGCAUUUUAUUUUAGUGAAGUUCCUAUUAUAUCUAUAUAUUGUAACUCAGCUACAUUUAUGAUACUAACAAAAGUUGAAUUGA
Messenger RNA from Styela clava, 672 nucleotides. The record is from RefSeq and is a predicted model, not a curated record. NCBI's taxonomy places the organism in Eukaryota, Metazoa, Chordata, Ascidiacea, Stolidobranchia, Styelidae.